AUGCGCAUAGUUUUUUUUCGUCUACCUUUGUUAGCUCAUUCAUGCGCCUUGUGCCACCAAAAUACGGAGCUGUUAAUAGUGGAUAAGGAUACGUAUGAGGACACGUACACAAAGCUGGUACAGUUGGUAGAUCGCGCAGAACAACUUGAGAAGGAGCAAAAAGAAUUUGCUAUGAUCAUCGACGGAAAAUCGCUUGUUCAUGCAUUGGUUGGGGACUGUCGAAAGCAUUUCGGCGAACUGGCACUCAGAUGUCAUGCGGUUGUGUGUUGUCGAAUGAGCCCCAUGCAGAAGGCUGAGGUUGUGGAGAUGGUACGCGGCCUUGGAAAUCAUGUUGUAAUGGCUGUUGGUGAUGGUGCCAACGACGUUGCAAUGAUUCAGGCUGCCAACGUUGGUAUUGGAAUAUCUGGAGAAGAGGGAUUGCAAGCCGCAUCAGCUUCUGAUUAUGCUAUUCCAAGGUUCCACUUCCUGAGGCGAUUACUCCUAGUCCAUGGCGCUUGGAAUCACGAUCGAUCCGUUAAAGUUAUACUCUACAGUUUUUACAAGAACAUUUGCCUCUACAUUAUUGAGCUGUGGUUCGCGAUUUUCUCUGCCUGGUCCGGUCAGACGAUAUUUGAGCGAUGGACGAUCGGACUGUUCAACGUUG
Molecule: messenger RNA, 643 nt
Organism: Cooperia oncophora
Lineage: Eukaryota; Metazoa; Nematoda; Chromadorea; Rhabditida; Trichostrongylidae
Source: the annotation of a GenBank genome assembly